AUGGCACCCAGCGAGUCCAAAGAUGAGCGCGACCAAAGAGUCGCUCGGCUCUGGGAAUCCCUGGACACGCGCAAAGAGGGCCAUAUCGAUUUAAAUGGUCUCAAGAAAGGCCUAAAGAAGAUCGAUCACCGUGAGUUUGUCUUCGUCUCAGAUCGGGUCUCGUGCCGGAAGCUCCCGACUGACGCGGUCGCAUUACUAGCUCUGAAAAAUGCAGAUGAAAUGCUCCGUAGCAUCCUGCACGAUGUCGAUACCAACGGUGAUGGCCAGAUAGACUACAAUGGGCGCACCUGUGCUGAGUUUUGGUCUUCCCCUAACCUGCCUGCCUCAGAGUUCCGAACGUUUAUCGACCACACCGAGUCCGGUUUAUGGCAGAUGUUCCAGGCCAUCGAUCGCAAUCACAAUGGAGAAAUCGACAAGGCAGAGCUAAAAAGCGCGUUUGCACACUCCGGCGUCACCGUAUCGAGUGCAAAGCUGGACAACUUUUUUGCCGAGGUGGACAAAAACAAUGACGGGGUAAUAUCUUACGCGGAAUGGAGGGACUUUCUCCUCUUCCUACCGCUUCGCUCCACCUCCGACCUACGCGCUGUCUUGUCCUACUACACGGCGACGGGCAAUCUAAACCCGGAAGGAGAUGUCCACAUCAAUGAUCUGCAGGGUUUAGGUACAGACCACACAUUUCCUACUCGUUCUCUCCUCGCUCUCCAGCGCCUCUUGUACAAUAUUCUCUCUUUGCCUGCGCUGGCCUCUCUCCUUCCUUCAGCCCUCGCGCAAACCACCACCAACCCGGCUGCAACGUUGACAACCGCUUUCGGGAAUGACUUUGCCUCGUUAGACGGUGACUUCGAGCUGGAGUGGCUGCCCAUCCCCAAGAUCGUCGCCAUGUGGAUGUCCUUCCGCUAUUAUGAACGCAAGUUGACCGAGAAUACCCCUAAACUAGGCUACUUUAUUGCAGGCGGAAUUGCGGGCGUCGUCUCGAGGACGGCUACUGCCCCUCUUGACCGUCUCAAGGUUUACCUUAUCGCUCAGACGGGGGUAAAAGCCCCGGCGGUUCGCGCAGCGAAGGAUGGUGCUCCCUUGGUGGCGACAGGAAAUGCAUCUAGAACCUUGUCUGUUGCCCUGAAAGAGCUCUGGCGGGCCGGUGGAAUCCGGAGCUUGUUCGCUGGAAACGGGUUGAAUGUUUUGAAGGUGAUGCCAGAGUCAGCGAUCAAAUUUGGAGCCUACGAGUCGUCAAAACAAGCAUUUGCUCGCCUUGAAGGACACAACGACCCCAAAAAGCUUCGGCCCACAUCACAGUUCUUGUCGGGUGGUAUUGGUGGAAUGGUAGCCCAAUGCUUCGUCUACCCUCUGGACACGUUGAAAUUCCGGAUGCAAUGCUCAACCGUUGAAGGUGGCUUGAGAGGAAACAAGCUCAUCAUAGCCACAGCGAAGAAAGUGCUGAACACCAAUGGGCUAUUUGGUUUCUUCCGUGGCCUGCCCCUUGGUCUCAUCGGAAUGUUCCCAUACGCGGCGAUCGACCUGACCACCUUUGAAUACCUCAAACGCGCCCUUGUCUCUCGCCAAGCUAUUAUUGAUCAUUGCCACGAGGACGACGUGACUCUGAACAACUUCCUGACUGGCACAAUUGGUGCCAUCAGCGGUGGUUUCAGUGCCUCGGUCGUCUAUCCUCUCAACGUGAUGCGGACUCGGCUACAAGCCCAAGGCACCGUCCUCCACCCGACUACAUACACCAGCAUCACCGACGUCGCCCGCAAAACUCUCCAAUCCGAGGGACCCCGCGGAUUCUAUAAGGGCCUCACCCCCAACCUUCUCAAGGUGGCACCUGCAGUGUCCAUCAGCUACGUGGUCUACGAGAACUCGAAGCGGAUGCUCGCCUUGAAAUAA
Molecule: messenger RNA, 1881 nt
Organism: Penicillium daleae
Lineage: Eukaryota; Fungi; Ascomycota; Eurotiomycetes; Eurotiales; Aspergillaceae
Product: mitochondrial carrier
Exons: 7
Coding region: 1-1881 (626 amino acids)
Biological process (GO): transmembrane transport
Molecular function (GO): calcium ion binding; ATP transmembrane transporter activity
Source: RefSeq, a predicted model, not a curated record